ACGCCAUUCAGUAGCCUAUUAAUCUGCACGCGAAGACGGAGCCUAUUUUGCCCUCCACUACUUGCCCUGGUAUCUGAAAUUGCGCACAUCUCUGAUCAAGGGGCCGCAGACGGAGGCGCACAGCCCGUGUUUGCGUUUUCCCUCGGUGUCGCCUUCCUGAGAGAAAGGGUGGCAGAAAAGGGGAUGAAUGAAAAGUUGGGGAUGAAUGGAGCUCUGCCCUCUUUAAUGGACACGGGAAAGGACGUGAGGCGUUCCGGAGGAAAGCGAGAGCGCAGGCGCCCCACCCCUGCCUUCAAUUAAAAAAUCUCAAGGUUUUUCUGUGCAAAAGCGAAGAUGGCGACAGACUGAAACAGCCAGCGGAACAGGGUUAAAGAUGAUGAGGAGGUACAGCUCUCUACACCACACUCGGAAGAAAAAAUAAGUGCAAUGCCUGACCAUUUGAAGAGGACCAUUCUCAAAUAAGAUUUCUUUACUGGACGUUGCUAUGCGUUUCCUGGAUGAUGCUCAACUGGCGAUGGACAUGUCGGUCGGCUUUCGCGGCAUGUCUAAAUUGAGACUGUUUAGGGAAUAUUACGCCGGUCGUAUUCAUUCUGUUAUGAAUUGUGAAAAUUAAAGGCCAGUGGUUCGACAGUUGUUUGAUUCCCUCGAUUCAACAGCGUGGACAAAUACAUCUAUCAUCAUGUUGCAAACGAGGUAGGUGACAUUGUUUUGGGGGAUAUAUUGCGGAGGUGACAAGCCCAUCUGAGCUCGCUUUUGUCUCCCCCCCUAAAAUAUGAUCAGGGGUGCUUGGAUGUGUCGAAGGGAAGAUGACGCUGUGGUAAAAAUUUGCUGUGCACCCAAACAAAGCGACAAACCAUGUACCGACUCAGAGAGGGUACAGAAAUGGCGAAUGUCUUUGGCAUCUCUCUUAUUUUUCACCGUCCUUCUCUCUGACCACCUCUGGCUGUGCGCGGGAGUUAAGCUCAAGUCCAAAGACAGGAGCCAGCGUAGAGCCUGGGGCAACGCCACCGACGGGGCCCAGCCGGUCCUCGGGGGAGAUAAAUGUGUUUUUCUUAGCAAUCAGACCAAAUCCGCGCCCCCCACUCCUCAGUGCACUGACCCCCAGAGCCGGACGCCUCUGGAGUCCUCAUGCAUGGCUCUGUAUCGGCAAAAAAUCGGCCUCAUGGGAUCAUUCUCAGCUUCCGCGGUCAUGUCCCCCCAUAUGUUCUUGGAAUACUUUCGGAAUUUCAGCCUCUCUUUUUGUGACACUUACUCCGUGGCAGACCUGCUGCAGGGCAUGGCGAGCCCGGACGGGUUGAACUGCAGCCUCGCGAACGUCAUCCGGGAACUGUUCGGCGGCGGAGAGGAAGACGGGGAUCUGUGCAGCGCGUGCGUCCAGGCGUACGCUAGGCUGGAUCAACAUGCUCAGGAAAAAUAUGAGGAGUUCGACCUCCUCUUUCUCAAGUACCUAUCAGAGGACUAUUCCGUCAGAUCGCACACAGAGUACUGUAAGUCUGUGUACAAAGCCUGGCUGUGUUCUGAGUACUUCCCCACCUCGCAGCAGCAGUGCCUCCGCCGCAUCCCGUGCAAGCAAUACUGCCUGGAGGUGGAGACCAGCUGCCCCUUUGUGCUGCCAGACAACGACGACCUCGUCUACGGAGGCCUGUCCAGUUUCAUCUGCACAGGGCUGUUGGAAGAUCUGGACAGCAGUGGGGGACCAGAGUGUUGUGACGUCAGAUGGAGCGGAUGCGACCCAUCCAUGGGGGCAGCGUGCGCUUUGACCCAGCUCCAGGGGUCGUCGCCAUGGCAGCCGAGGUCGUGGCAGGCAGUGUCAUGUGCCUCGCGCCUCUGCAGUGGCAGACUGAAGCUGUGCAUGCUCGUCCUCAUCCUACUGCACACUGUUGUCUCCAUCACAACUGUUGGCGGCGGCAACGCAGGCCUGGACGCCAUGGUGACCCUGGAGGAGAGUCCGGUCAGGGAGGAGUGACCUUAACAAGCAGCACCACGCCAAUCCUCUGCGUGCUCCAAUCUCAUCUGCCAGCCACAUCCUUUCUUUUCCUGCCUCUCCUUCAUGGACAAAUCCAACUGACUCCUCUCUCCGUAGGCGUGGUAGAGAUCUGCCAUCGCAUUGCCCCCCCCCCAGCCUCUUGCUGAGAGAUUCUGAGACAUGGGACGGACAGCCCACUUGACCUGAGAAAGUCCCACCUCUUCCCCCUCCAAAAUCAGAUGGUGAUUGGUUCCCCUGCCCGAUAGCGGUGUGAUGUCACAGUGCAGGGUAUGAGUACAAGUGGCCUAUUUACACUGAUUCUGUUUUACAGGCUCGUUUUCGGAACUUCUGUGUCCAUGUUACUGCUGCUGUCUCAGCCUCAAACAUUUGCUUUUCAUUUUGUUUUCAGCUAU
Alosa sapidissima (American shad) is the source of this 2379-nucleotide messenger RNA. It is a transcript of the gene nalf2, whose product is annotated as NALCN channel auxiliary factor 2. Gene Ontology annotation, cellular component: plasma membrane. NCBI's taxonomy places the organism in Eukaryota, Metazoa, Chordata, Actinopteri, Clupeiformes, Clupeidae. The record is from RefSeq and is a predicted model, not a curated record. The transcript has 3 exons. Gene Ontology annotation, molecular function: stretch-activated, monoatomic cation-selective, calcium channel activity. Bases 773 to 1966 code for a protein of 397 amino acids. Gene Ontology annotation, biological process: calcium ion import across plasma membrane.